AUGGAAGAGCGUCAGGGGCGUUCCUUUCGCCCCCUGUGCCGCACGCAACACUUUGACUGGUCUGCAAGCAGCGACACCAUAGUAACCAAAAUCGCCACUCCAAACGGGCACACUCUGAUAAGCCCAAAUUCCGAGCGAAGACUAGAAGAAGCUCCUGUAGCCAUGCCCGAGGCACCAGCAGACAGUCCGUGCUGCUCUCCUGUUUCAGUGGAACAGAAACCCAUGGUGAAUAAUGGAUCAGGCGUACUAGAUGGAGAGACAAAAGAAUUAACAGCACAUGUAGAAAACAGGGAGCCCUGCUCUUGCUCGUCUCCCUCGCUUUCUAGCAGCCCUGCUCCCCCUCACGUCAAACGCCAACGCUACCAAACCAAGACUAGCAUGCAGGGUGAUGUCUACAAUUUUCUAGAGAGACCAGCAGGCCUGAAAUGCUUCCUCUACCACUUCCUGGUGUUCCUCAUGGUCCUCAUAUGUCUCAUCUUCAGUGUGCUUUCCACCAUUGAGCAGUAUGCAAAAUUUGCCACUGGGACACUUUUCUGGAUGGAAAUUGUGCUGGUGGUGUUUUUUGGUACGGAGUAUGUGGUGCGUCUGUGGUCAGCAGGUUGCAGGAGCAAAUACGUGGGCGUCAUCGGCAGACUACGCUUCAUUCGGAAACCCAUCUCUAUCAUAGAUCUAAUAGUCGUGGUUGCCUCAGUGGUAGUCCUUAGUGUGGGAUCAAACGGACAAGUUUUCGCCACUUCUGCAAUAAGGGGAAUCCGCUUCCUACAGAUCUUGCGCAUGCUCCAUGUGGAUCGCCAGGGAGGCACAUGGAGACUACUGGGAUCUGUAGUCUUUAUUCAUCGACAGGAGCUGAUAACGACACUAUAUAUUGGCUUCUUGGGUCUGAUUUUCUCCUCGUAUUUUGUGUAUCUGGCGGAGAAAGACGCAGUGGACGAGGAGGGAAAGACAGGCUUCUCGAGUUAUGCAGAUGCUCUUUGGUGGGGUGUUGUCACUGUAACCACAAUAGGCUAUGGAGACAAAGUUCCUCAGACAUGGAUAGGAAAGACCAUUGCCUCCUGUUUUAGUGUGUUUGCCAUCUCCUUCUUUGCUCUGCCUGCGGGGAUUCUGGGUUCCGGAUUUGCGCUGAAGGUGCAGCAGAAACAGAGACAGAAGCAUUUCAAUCGCCAAAUCCCAGCUGCGGCUUCACUUAUACAGACGUUGUGGCGAUGCUACGCCUGUGAGAAACCCAACGGCUGUCCAGCUACGUGGAAAAUAUAUGUGCUGAUGGGGGACUACAUCCCAGUUUUAAACUCUGAGAACUCAAGUCCUGGAAACUUCAGAAAACUUAACAGACGAUACAGACGGAGGCUGAAGUCUACACGCGAUAAUGGUUCUCUGGGAAAUUCAGGAGAAAAAGCUUUGUCUAUCCCUCAGAUCACAUAUGACCAUAUAGAUGACAAAGAGGACAAGCGAGAUGUUCCUUUCUUCUUAGAGGAAUCUACAGGCAUCACAAGGAUGUUCAGACAGACAGACUGCCAGCCCUCAUGGUCUUCUUUCAAUCUUGCAUGUCCUGCUUCACCAGGAAGAAAAAAGCUGGAGGGACAUCUGGAUAUCUCGCGCACCAGCAGCCUAGUGGAUGACAUGGACUUUUCCAGUGAAUAUAUCCCACUCUCCAUGGUGACAGACGCUUCACAACUUACCCAUGCGCAUCGAUCUGCAAUCAAGGUCAUAAGGAGGAUGCAGUAUUUUGUAGCUCGGCGGAAGUUUCAGAGAGCAAGGAAACCCUACGACGUGCGAGACGUGAUCGAGCAGUAUUCCCAGGGCCACCUGAACAUGAUGGUCCGCAUUAAAGAGCUCCAGAGACGGAUGGAUCACACGUUGGGAAAGCCAGGAAUGUUUCUGCCAGAAAAAGGCGUGGAGAAGGAGUACCACACUAUCGGAGCCAGGUUGAUCAGACUGGAAGAUAGGGCCAUUAAGAUGGAGCACAAACUAGACAGCGUCUUGAAGAUCCUGGUGGAGCAGUUCCAACUCGAACCAGAGCUUCUUCAGAGACCAAGCCACUGCAGCUCCUGCUUAAUGAACGGCCAGAGUGGCAGCAUGGAGAAAGGACAAUGAGAGACGGAAAAGAAGGAAACAACAGAAGACAUCUUGCAAUGUCCAUAUCAAGAUAAGACUGUGGAGAAAAAAAAUCCUGAUAUUAAACAGCACAAGCUUGCAAUAGAGAUUCAUUUUCAAUAUAACUUCCAAAGAAAACAUGCUAUGCGUUCAACACCUUAUUAGCUUGCAGCAGGGGGAAGUCAGCCUGAGUUCCCUCCUUAUUUGAUUUCCAUCAGUUAUUAAACUUAUUAAAGAGGGAUGGCUGAACAUCCUGCUGUUCUAAAGAAGAAAAAAAAGGCCACAUUCAAAAUUUGCUACAUGAACGCAUAUGAGGAGAAAGUU
This is a messenger RNA of Clarias gariepinus (North African catfish), 2415 nucleotides long. It is a transcript of the gene kcnq1.2, whose product is annotated as potassium voltage-gated channel, KQT-like subfamily, member 1.2. The record is from RefSeq and is a predicted model, not a curated record. The coding region runs from base 1 to 2091 and encodes 696 amino acids. NCBI's taxonomy places the organism in Eukaryota, Metazoa, Chordata, Actinopteri, Siluriformes, Clariidae. Gene Ontology annotation, molecular function: voltage-gated potassium channel activity. The transcript has 18 exons. Gene Ontology annotation, biological process: potassium ion transport; transmembrane transport. Gene Ontology annotation, cellular component: membrane.